CGAGCUCAGUUACGCGUGAUCUGGCAUAGCGCGAGUAGUGCACCCGGUGCUCAGUCUCGAAUCACUGAUACGACGUGAAGUGAUGUGUCACAAAUCAUAAGGAAAAACAUUGAUAUAAAAACAUAAACAAAAAAUAUUUAUGUUUAUAUUACAUAUUAAGUUAUUGAUAAACACAUGAUAAAUUACUGUAUAUAGAAACUACUGAUAAAUAAAUCAACAAUCGUCUCGAUUCAACUAUGUGGUUAAAGUUGUUGAUUUCGGAAUAUAUAAAUUAAAAACCAAUUAGGUUGGUUAAACAUGAGUGAGAAGGAACACACGCAAGAUUACACACCAAAAAUGAUAUUAGAGGAAAAAGAUAAUAAUAACUCAGCACCGAAUUUUCGAAAUACAGAAGAGGAAAAGACAGACUUGGAAGAAGAACUACUAAAUCAUGUAGGUAAGAGUAAAGCAAUUUUUAAGAGUCAACAGAAAGAAGAUCCAGAUUUAACUUUUGAAGAGAAAGUAACAAUUGCACGUAAUACAUUAAAAAAGAGCUAUUGUUUGUUUUUAUCGAAGUUCGGACAUUACAUGAAAGAAGAACACUUAAAGUAUUUCGAGGAACGUAAAGACAAAGGCUAUGAAAUUGCUUAUCAUAUUAAUAGAUUACAAAGGUAUUUUAACAAUUCAACAAGACUGACUGAUGUUAAGAAUAGAAGAUACCAAGCUUUGAAAACAUUAGUAGAACAGGGAGAAUACUUCAGUGAAUCUGAAAUGAUGAAACGAAAUCCAUUAUUAUACGAACACUUAGUUGGACAAUACAUGACUGAAAAACAAAAAAAAUUGAGAGACAAUAUAGAUACUAAGAAUAUUACAUUUGUAAAUCUUUUAAUGGAAAGUAUAGAAAGAGAUAGUUUAAAACAGAAACGAAUGCUACAAGAGGAAGAAGAGCAAAAUGUAUUGGAAGAAACCGAAUCGGACGAAGAACAAGGCGAUAUUUCUGUUUCACAGCGUUUAAAUUGUAACGAAGACAGGACUUUUCAAUGGGGUACACUAGUUACAUUGCAGAACAAGAUAGAACAUCAGAAUAUCCACAGGCAAAUAGAUAAAAGUCCAUGUAACAUUUCAAAAACAGAACAACAAAUACUCAAACAGGAAUUUGUGAGCAAUAUGUAUCAAAACUUUUUGGAUGGAAGGGAUACAGACUUUGAUUACAGCACAGUGGAUGACAAUGAAGCAUAUGAUAACAUAGAUAUACGAUCUCAAGACGAAGAGGACAAAUAUUUUGAUUCAGAAUCACCUGAAAAUAUAUGUCCAUCCGAAGAUAGAAAUGAAGUUGAGACUGAGGAUGAAUUGGAUAUUUAUAUGAAAUCACUGAAGGAGCAGAUCACUACAAGUACACUCUCUUUGGAUAAUCUUGUAUGUGAUGAUUACUGUAAGAUGUAAUCUUGUAUAUGUACAAUAAUAUAAAUAUGG
Molecule: messenger RNA, 1452 nt
Organism: Colletes gigas
Lineage: Eukaryota; Metazoa; Arthropoda; Insecta; Hymenoptera; Colletidae
Product: coiled-coil domain-containing protein 97
Exons: 3
Coding region: 298-1422 (374 amino acids)
Source: RefSeq, a predicted model, not a curated record